This is a messenger RNA of Rana temporaria (common frog), 3890 nucleotides long. RefSeq names its product proliferation-associated 2G4 (gene PA2G4). The transcript is spliced from 13 exons. The coding region runs from base 143 to 1315 and encodes 390 amino acids. NCBI's taxonomy places the organism in Eukaryota, Metazoa, Chordata, Amphibia, Anura, Ranidae. The record is from RefSeq and is a predicted model, not a curated record.
AUCCUGUGCGGCCCACUCUCCUGACCCUCAACCUGACGCGUGCGGUGCGCUCCCGCCUCCUGAGCUCUCCUCGCGCUGUGUGUGUCCGCCGCGCGCUCCAGCCAGCAAUUCCCGUGCAGAGGGGAGACCGCCGAACGCCGACAUGUCGGGUGACGAUGAGCAGCAGGAGCAGACCAUUGCCGAGGACCUUGUGGUCACCAAAUACAAGAUGGGGGGCGACAUCGCCAACAGGGUCCUGCGUACACUCGUGGAAGCAGCUACUCCAGAGGCUUCCAUACUAAGCCUCUGUGAAAAGGGAGAUGCUUUGAUAAUGGAGGAAACUGGCAAAAUUUUCAAAAAGGAGAAGGAAAUGAAAAAAGGUAUUGCCUUUCCAACAAGUAUAUCUGUUAAUAACACUGUGUGCCACUUCUCCCCUCUGAAGAGUGAUCAAGAUUAUCUUUUGAAGAAUGGUGAUCUGGUGAAGAUUGACUUAGGCGUCCAUGUAGAUGGCUUCAUUGCUAAUGUUGCCCACAGCUUUGUUGUUGGUGCCUCCAAGGAGUCUGUGGUGACUGGUCGUAAAGCAGAUGUUGUUAAGGCUGCUCACCUUUGUGCAGAAGCUGCUCUCCGCCUGGUGAAGCCAGGAAAUCAGAACACACAAGUAACCGAAGCAUGGAACAAGAUUUCUCCUUCUUUUAACUGUAAUCCAAUUGAAGGAAUGCUUUCGCAUCAGUUAAAACAACAUGUUAUUGAUGGAGAGAAGACCAUCAUUCAAAACCCUACUGACCAGCAAAAGAAGGACCAUGAAAAGGCAGAAUUUGAAGUUCAUGAAGUUUAUGCUAUUGAUGUUCUUAUUAGUACUGGGGAGGGAAAGGCAAAGGAUGCUGGACAGAGAACAACAAUUUACAAAAGGGAUCCAACUAAGCAGUAUGGACUGAAGAUGAAAACCUCUCGUGCCUUUUUCAGUGAAGUUGAGAGACGUUUUGGUGCCAUGCCAUUUACUCUUAGGGCAUUUGAAGAUGAAAAGAAGGCAAGGAUGGGUGUGGUGGAAUGUGCAAAGCAUGAAUUGCUCCAACCUUUCAACGUACUCUAUGAAAAGGAAGGAGAACACGUUGCACAGUUUAAGUUUACAGUUCUGUUGAUGCCUAAUGGCCCCAUGAGAAUAACAAGUGGUCCCUUUGAGCCAGAUUUCUACAAGUCUGAGCUUGAGGUACAGGAUACAGAGUUGAAGGCACUUCUCUCAAGUUCAGCUAGCCGAAAGACCCAGAAAAAGAAGAAAAAGAAGGCUUCAAAGAAUGCAGAGCAAGCCACUGCUGAAGAUAAUGAAGGCACAGAGUGAGGAAAUCUAGAUCCAAAGGUGUUUGACUUCGACCUGCCAGUUUAUUUUUAGUACCUGAGUUUUUUCUUUUUUUUUGCCUCUCCCCUCUCCCAACGAAAUGAAUUGAAACUGAAAAAAGGGCUUUGUUGGUGAUCUAACAGAGUACUAUUGGAUCCUGGCCUCCCCUCCCAUCCUCUUUGGAUACAAACAUGGACGCGGAGGAAAAGACCUCUUUGGAAUUCACACCAGACUACUUUACCAAAAGAAUAUAUAAAUACAACCAAUAAAAUCAGGCAUAUAAACCAGUCUUUAGACCCUCUUUAUAAAAGAAUUUUGAUAUUUUGUAGGAUUGGGACAGUCCAUUGUUUAAGUUGAAAACCACUGCUGUCACAAAACUUGCAUUCAUUUUUGUCUGUUUUUGACUUUAAACCACAAGUCUAUUUAUCAUUCCUUUGCUGUUCUUACCCUUGCUUGAUUGUUCCCUAUAGCUGUGUUUCUAUUACUGAGAUGGGGACCUCCAGUAUGCAGUUUGCAGGACACACCGUGCACCACAAAUUUUGUGAACAUUGGAAAUACUUUAUUCAAACUGAUGAACAGUGCUCUUUAACCCUUAACUUGGUGGCGAUCCUAGAGCUGGUACUGCACUUGUAACAUAUCUGGUUUCAUCCCAGUGUAUUCUUGCUGAUACCAAAGUGUAUUUCCAAUUUUCACAUAAUGCCUGCCACUAGUAUGGCCAUCUCCUGAAGGUUUUUAUUUUAAACCGGCCAAGUCAAUUGGCAACUCGGUUUAUGGUAAAAUGCUGCUUCUCUAUGCUCAACUGGAAUGAUGUUAGGAUUGCAGAGGCUAGAGUAAAAUUCACAUCUGAAAAUCUGCAUUCCACACGUAUCUAGUCUGUUGAGCAGAUUCAUCAGCCUAUCCCCUCUCUGGUUUCCAUGUCAAUUUUUGCAACUGCAGGAUUGAAAUCGUAUGAUACUGUACAUGCAUAUACAACAUAUAUGAGCUUCAGUGUUUUCCUGUGUGAGUCCAAUGUUAUGUGCACUAAAAUUUACUUUUUAUCCUGAUCUCAUGUUCAGCUAUUGAUAAGUGCUGUGAGAAUACAAGCACAGGGUCUGCCCAUUGCAGGAUUGUUUUCAAAGGUCCAGCUUGAUGAAGUGACUAACUAGUGAGCUUGUAUUCUGCAACAAGCAUGCCAUCUGAAAAGUCUGCACUUUUAUUGUGCAGAGUUCUAGAUCAAUAACUCAGUGGCUGUAAAGUUAGGGCUUGGAUUAAAGCCCUGGAGCUUGCACCUUUUAAAACAAGUUGGAAAUUGUAGCUCCAUUUUUUUUUUUUUUUUUUAAUUGCAGGUACAAGGGCACACUUAGACCAAUUCAUAUUUUAAAAGUAAGAGAAUGUUGCAUGUAAAAGUCCUUCUUUCUUCUUCUUUUUUUUUUUUUAGGGAAUGGGAAAAGGAAGCAGAUUUUUCUAUUAUAGCAACUGUUGUACUUCACCCGUCCUUGUAUGAAUUGGUAAUAACAAAUGCAAUCAUGUCCUUAUUUUUCUUUAUUAAUUGACUGAUCUAGUCCUUCUUUUCUGCAAAUGGUGGCAUUUGAUUAGGGUUUCGUUUUUAAAAUGUCAUGUAUUUUCCAUCAGCUAUGCUCGGUACUAAUCCCUGACUAGUAGGUGGUAUCUAAAUAUUACUAGUGUGACCUGUAGCGUGGCAGACUGCAUGUGGCUGUAGUUUAAAGAAUAGAAUGUAUACAUGCAUUGAAGAUCAUAUAUGGUUAUACUGUGAAAAUGCAGUAACUCCUCUUAAGCAUUCUCUGUCACUAAAAAUACAGCAAUACCUGUGGGAUGGUUUAUCAUCAAAAGGUUUCAAAUAUGUAUGGUUGCUUUUUUUUUUUUUUCUUCUUCUAAUCAGUGCUUUCAGAUUGUUCCAUUUAAAAAAAAAAUGGGCUUUUUGCUGUGGGUCCUGCUUAAUUGGCCCAGCAAACCCUGCUUUCAUCUGUUUUGUUUUAAUAUUAACCAUGCAUCCAUCCAUCCCCCACACAUUGUGGGGAAAAUAUAUAUUUUUAUAUCAUGUAAUAAACUAGCUUUUACAGAUCACAUCUAUGUAGUUCUGGACCUGUGAGGAAUAUGGGGUUACCACACUCCUCCUAAAACUGAUCCUUGGCCACUUCAUGCUCUGUCCUUAGUGGGACAGGCAUGUCCGUCAGGGACUUCAAAGUGAUGUUACAUCUUAUCUUUAAGUUUAGUUUGGCUGGAAAGGGUUCAGAUCAAGACUCCUAAGCAGCUGGAUAUUUUGAAGUUGUAAUAACACUUAUUUAACUUGUCUGUCAUUCAAAGGGACAAUGUUUUUCCUUUUUUACAUGAAAAGGGACUAUUGGUGCGCGUACCGUGUUUGCUGAUGGAGGUCAUAGGUUGUGAUUGCCCUGUGGUGCAAUUCCAGUCUAGGAUGGUGAUAUCACUGUGAUUGCAGGAAGGAAAUAUUUAAUUUUCUACUCAUUUUACUAUUAGAUAUGUAUUUCUUGGAAAAAUGCCUGCAAGUUAUGUUAAAAUUCCCUUGCAAUCUGUAUAUUUUCCCAAAUAAAUUUGGAACUGACUGGUAAAUUUUGGCAAA